Messenger RNA from Caenorhabditis bovis, 2178 nucleotides. The record is from the annotation of a GenBank genome assembly. Lineage: Eukaryota; Metazoa; Nematoda; Chromadorea; Rhabditida; Rhabditidae.
AUGCAACGUUUAGGGGCAAAUGUUGCCCGUGGUGUGGCCAAAGGCGUUCAGAAGCGAGCACUAUCAGCUGCUCCACCAAAAAAGGUUGAGGUUACGAUCGAUGAUAAAAAAAUUCUUGUUGACCCUGGAAUGACAAUUUUGCAAGCCUGCGCACUCGUCGGCGUUGAUAUUCCAAGAUUCUGUUACCAUGAUCGUCUUUCAAUUGCCGGAAAUUGCAGAAUGUGUCUUGUCGAAGUGGAGAAGAGUGUGAAACCUGUUGCUUCGUGCGCAAUGCCGGUUAUGAAUGGAAUGAAAGUGAAGACCAACUCAGAUUUCGCUAAGAAAGCUCGAGAAGGUGUUAUGGAGUUCCUCCUUAACAACCAUCCUCUUGAUUGCCCCAUUUGUGAUCAAGGAGGAGAAUGUGAUUUGCAAGAUCAGGCAAUGAAUUUCGGAUCGGACAGAGGACGUCUUCAAUCGAGAUAUGAUGGAAAACGCGCCACUGAAGACAAAAACAUUGGACCACUUGUUAAAACCGUGAUGACUCGUUGUAUUCAGUGCACGAGAUGCGUGCGGUUUGCGAAUGAAGUCGCCGCAUUCAAUGAUUUCGGAACAACUGGUCGUGGAGAAUCUCUUCAAAUCGGAACAUACGUUGAAAAAUUAUUCGCUUCUGAACUCUCUGGAAAUCUUAUUGAUAUUUGUCCAGUCGGCGCAUUGACAAGCAAACAAUACGCUUUUGUUGCAAGACCAUGGGAAACCAGAAAGACGGAAAGUGUCGAUGUUAUGGAUGCUACUGGAUCAAACAUUGUUUUGACUCACAGAACUGGAGAAUUGAUGAGAGUCAUUCCAAAGAUCAAUGAUGAUAUCAACGAGGAAUGGAUUGGAGAUCAAUCGCGUUUUGCCAUCGAUGGCCUCAAAGUCCAACGACUUCUUACUCCAAUGGUCCGCGGUGCUGAUGGCCAGCUCAAACCUUCAUCUUGGGAAGAAGCGCUCUUCACUGUUGCUUCAAAACUUCGCGAAACCAGUGCCGAACAGAAAGCUGCUAUUGCCGGAGGUCUUAAUGAUGUCGAAUCUCUUGUGGCGCUUAAAGACCUUUUCAAUCGAUUCAACAGCGAGAAUGUGAUGACUGAGGAGGAGUUUCCAGAGACAAGCGGAGGAACUGAUUUAAGAUCGAACUACGUGUUCAACGACGGAAUCGCUGGAGUUGAGAAGGCUGACGCGAUUCUGCUUGUCGGAACCAAUCCAAGAUACGAGGCUCCAACAUUGAAUGCCAGAAUCCGAAAAUCAUUCCUUUACACUGAUGUCCAGAUAGGAGUGAUUGGGGCUGAAGUUGAUCUUGCUUAUGAUUAUGACUACUUGGGAGCCUCAGCCAAAGCCAUUGACGAUAUCCUUGCUGGAAACGGUGAGUUCGCGAAGAUCUUCAACUCUGCAAAGACACCACUCAUCAUCGUCGGAGCUGAUGUUUUGAAAGGAGAAGCUGGAGCCACGAUCUUCGGAAAAUUGCAAAAAUUGGCUACUAAAGUUGGAAGCGGAAAAGACGUAAAGGUUUUCAACGUUCUUCAAAGAUGGGCUGGACAGACCGGAGCCCUUGACGUUGGAUACAAGGCAGGAACCGCAUCGAUUCGUAAGACACCGAUCAAGUUCCUUUAUUUGCUCGGAGCUGACGAAGGAAAAGUUACAAAAGCUAACCUUGAUCCACAAGCUUUCGUCGUGUACCAAGGUCAUCACGGAGACGCUGGAGCUGAAAUGGCUGAUGUCAUACUGCCAGGAUCAGCUUAUACGGAAAAAGAUGGAACAUAUGUUAAUACAGAAGGACGAUCACAAAGAGGAUACCCUGCCGUCACUGCUCCAGGAGAAGCGCGCGCUGAUUGGAAGAUCAUCCGUGCCAUCUCUGAAGUUGCCGGAAAGACCCUUCCUUACAGCGACAUCAAAGAGAUCAGACAACGAUUGAACGAAAUUGCACCACAUUUGUUGAGAUACAGAGAUGUUGAGCCUUCGAUCUUCCACAAGCAAGCUCUCGAACUCGCCCAAACCUCUGGAAGCACCGACGUCGACGUUUCGCCAAAACUUCGCGAAUUGUCCGAUUACUAUCAAACAAAUGUGAUUUCACGCAAUUCGUUGUUCAUGGCUCAAGCGAAGAAGGCGGCACUCGAGAAUAAGGAAAAUCCAUACGCCGAACCGCAGCAAUUUGCGCGAUUGUAA